AUGGAGAAACGUGUUGGCGAAAUCAUUUGUCAAGAACUACCUUAUGUCCAUGUUCUGUCUUCAAAAAAGCGUGGAGAACAUUGUGAUUAUUGUUUUGAUAGGGUUGGAAAACUGAAGACAUGUUCAUCUUGUCAUGUUUUAAAAUACUGCUGCAGAAAAUGUCAGCAAUCAGACUGGAAACUACACAAGCUGGAAUGUAAAUGUCUGAAAAAUGUACCACCUGCAAUCAUGACUGAGUCUAUUUGCAUGUUUCUCCGUCUCCUCAUCAGACACAAGAAUGGUGAUCAUGAAAAAAUAUUUAAUGAUGAUCCUUUGUGGGGACGUUCAUUCCAAGAUUUGAUGUCACAUUCCAGUGAUAUAAAAAAGGAUGAAAAAAGAAAUAAUCAGUUCCAUCAUAUCAUGGAUGUUUUAUCAAAAUUAAUUGGUUCGAGCUUUGAACUCCCUUCAACUGAAAUUCUCUGGGAGAUCUUUGGCAAGAUGCUGAUAAAUAGCCAUAGUAUACAAGAUCAAGAACAUAAAGAGACUUUGGGAAUUGGAAUUUACCUUGGGACAUCUAAGCUUGACCACAGCUGUGACCCAAAUGCUGUGUUUACAUUCUCGGGGCCUGAGAUAACCAUACGUGCUGUGCGUCAGGUGGUCAAAGCGGAACCCCAACAAGUGUUUAUUAGUUACAUUGAUACCAACCGGCCAAGUUGGGAAAGAAAACAGGAAUUAAAAGAACGAUUUUACUUUGAUUGCCAAUGUUCACUGUGCACCACAAAGUGUCAACAAAUUGACUGCCUCAUGACAAGCAUAAAGUGUCCUAAUUCAGAAUGCAAUGGCUUCAUUGGAUUAAAACGUGAUGGGAAAGAUAAUUCUGUUUGGCCCUGUGGAAAAUGUAAACAUGCACCACAAACAACCAAGAUGAUUGAGCAGCUUCAUAGAAUAUGGGAUGCAAGUUGCAGCCAUAAAAUACGACUGGAUGAAUUAUUCAAGCAGGGAGAUAUGAAAUUUACACUGGAUUUUGCUGAGGAGAAACUAGAGAGCUUGCUUGAAAAUAACUUCUAUAAAUUCAACUCAAAUUUAAUAAAAAUAAUGGAAUUUGCCAAAGAUGCUUGCAUCCAACUGGAAUUCUGGGAAAAGGCAGCCAAUUAUGCAGAAAAGGUUUCUGAAGGGAUUCUCCACACCUUUCCUUCAGUCAAUAUCACAGUUGGUUUAUCCUUUCUUAUGCUGGGAAAGCUUCAGUUGUACCUGGACAGAACACAAAAAGCCUCAAAGAGUCUGAAAGUGGCAGAGAAUAUACUACGAGUCACUCAUGGAUCUGAUCAUGCACUUUACCAGCUUCUGGUUGAUUUUCAACAACAAUGUUGUCUGCUUUUAGGCAAUUCAGUUCAUUUUCUGGAGCAAGGCAAACAUAAAUCAUGA
This is a messenger RNA of Acanthosepion pharaonis, 1404 nucleotides long. Lineage: Eukaryota; Metazoa; Mollusca; Cephalopoda; Sepiida; Sepiidae. The record is from the annotation of a GenBank genome assembly.